Molecule: messenger RNA, 6503 nt
Organism: Bolinopsis microptera
Lineage: Eukaryota; Metazoa; Ctenophora; Tentaculata; Lobata; Bolinopsidae
Exons: 6
Coding region: 1-5637 (1878 amino acids)
Molecular function (GO): protein binding
Source: RefSeq, a predicted model, not a curated record
AUGACCCUCCUACAGAAGGAUCUGGUUGGUGCCACUGCUCCUAUUCAAGUGUGUGCUGGUCUUCAGGGAGGAGUGGAAGCAGCUGUUCAUGCUGCGAGGGACUGCUUUGAAGAUCCUGAAACUGAAGCCAUCAUCUUAGUGGAUGCAGAGAAUGCAUUCAACUUGCUGAACCGAGAGGCAGCUCUUAACAACAUGUAUAUUGUAUGUCCAGAAGUUGCUACCUACAUUAUGAACACCUACAGAAUGCCUGCUAGACUGUUUAUUGCAGGAGAAGAUGAACAUCUUUUUAGUGAAGAAGGGACAACACAAGGUGAUCCACCUGCUAUGGGAUUUUAUGCAUGUGGUACAAUACCAUUGAUUGAUGCAGGGAACAUUGAGAGAAAAGUGACUCAGAUCUGGUAUGCUGAUGACUCUGCUGCUGGGGGAAAACUGGAAGAAAUGAGGAAAUGGUGGAUAACCUCUGCAUUAAAGGACCACUUUUUGUCAUCAGAUGACAGUAGUGUUAAUGAUAUUGUGAAGAGUAUGGAGGCGGACCUUGACCAGAGAUUGACCAUUCAGAAAACUACAAGAGGCGACACAAAGAAGAACUUGUCAAAGGAAGAGACUGAGGGCCUAAAAUGGCUUGAGUGCAUGAACAAUGAGGGAAAACUAUCCGUUGUUCAAGCUGAUAAAGGAGGUGCAGUGAUCAUUAUCAACCCAGAGACACUAAGGAAGAAGACACUUGAGAAGCUCCAAAACCCGAAUAUCUAUACUGAACUGAAGGAAGAUCUCACCCAAACAUUACACCAUGAGUUAUUCCUCAAAUGGGUUGAAGGUAAAGAGAAAGGUUUUAUCCAUCCGAUGACUGCAAAAAGUGUCAUGGGUGUUUCUGAUAAUGAUAGCACAAAAGAGGGGAAAGAUAAGACCAAUGCAAAGAGCACUUCUUCAUAUUUCAAGCCAGGAAAAGCCUACUUUUACCCGAGUUUGAAGAUCCACAAAUUGAAGAGAAAAGACCUUGUGCCAGGCAUAGAGCCCCCUGUGAGACUAGUCACUGCACUACAGGAAGGAAUAGCAAAAAGGAGUGAUGUCUUCUUGGCCAGUGAGUACUUCAAAAAUCUUGAAAAGGACUAUUGCGAAGACUUACUGACUGACUCAACGGAGGCACUGAGAUGGCUUGAAGUAUGCAAUGAAGUUGAAACAGACAAACGAGCCCUCCGAGCUUUCACUUUCGACUUCAAAGCUCUCUACGACUCAUUAAACCCUGAACUUGUCAAGGAAGCCGUUCAUCAUGCAAUGAAUACCACCAGACCAGACUGGACACCAGCACUCUGUGAUUGGCUGGUCGACCUCGUUGAUAUCAGUCUAAGAUCCUCUAUUGGAUGCUUCGAAGACAAGUGGUACGUCCAAAAGAACGGAGUGCCUACAGGUGGAAGUCUGUGUGUGCAGUUGGCCAACAUAACUGUAUUUUAUGUAAUGAACAAAUGCGUUUACAGUAACACUGACAUGAUGAAGAGAGUCAGGACUGUAAGACGGUACAUUGACGAUGGUGCAGGUUUCUUCUACAGCACUGAAAGGAAAUUUGACCAGUGGAUUUCCGAUGUAAACAAAUCCUUGAAAGAAUAUGGGCUACUCAUUGACGAAUCCCAAUGGAAGGAAGUUGGCACGCCUGUGGCUUUUCUAGAUAUCGAGUUUUGUUUCGACCCUGAGGGAAACUUACAAACUGACCUCCAUAUCAAGGAAACAGAUUCAAGGAGCUAUCUACAUUUUAGCAGUGCACAUCCAAACCACAUCUAUAGUGGAAUAGUUUACAGCCAGUGUAUCAGACUCAGGAGAAUAAUCAACUCACAAGAACGACUGGAAACCAGAUUGAGUGAAUUAAGCCAAGCAUUCAAGGCAGCUGCUUAUCCCUCAAAAAUGGUGAACAACAUUAGCAAAAAAGUUCUCAACUCAGAAAGAAACCUUGAACGAAGACCUCCCAAGGACAACACACUGAAGCCAGAGAUCCUACCAAUAAGGGUUGUCUCAACCUACGGAAGUGACUCUGACAUUGUCACCACAGUGAAAAAGUAUGAGGAGAACUUAAAGAAGACCAGAAGUUUUUGUAACCUGAGUGACUCAAAACAACAGAGUAACACCCUUGAAGAAAAGAAGAAUGGCAAAAAGUUCUUCCAAUUUGUCAAGAAAACAGGAAGCAACCUCAAAAGCCGGUUGGUUAAGGUGAAAGAAAUAGCUCUGGGGAAUAAGCAUGGUCAAACAAGGCCGUGUAGAAAGAAGAACUGUGCAACGUGUGAGUCUAUUGAUAGUGCUACACAAAUCAGCAUCAAUGGGAAACGGGUAAAACCAGCACCAGGUACAUGCAUCACUUACAACAUCAUAUAUUUGAUCAGAUGUAAACUGUGUGAGAAACCAUACGUAGGCAAAUCCACCAGAAUGCUACGGGUAAGGUUUGGCGAACACAGAAGAGCAUUCUACAAGAUCAUCAGUGGGCAAAAGGUUGACACGGAUGAUGACUCAAACUGCGUAGGACUCCACCUCCAUAUAGAGCAUGGACUGACUCAGAAGGAAAAUUUUAACAAUAGUGUUUCAGUGUGUAUCCUAGAAAAUUCAAGUCCUAGUAGUUUAGAUGUUAAGGAGCACCGAUAUAUACAUGCCUUAAAUUCCCUCCGCCCCUCAGGAAUGAAUAGUACAAACCCUUUUAAGAUUCCUUUAUUGCAAACUACCCCAGGAGUUGCAGAUAGGCUCACUCCUCUGGAACAAGUAACACGCGAUGAGUUUAUCCCAGCUAUCAUCAACAGGCUGUUUAGCUGCACUGAUGAACUAAGGAACAUAAUGGCUCUACCACCAAGAUAUGGAGGAUUGGGUAUACCAGUUAUGAUGGACAUGGCAGACCGAGAGUACAAAUUCUCAUGUAGAGCCACAAAACCCCUUAAAGAAGCUAUUCUCAAGCAGGUAGACAACUACACAGAGGACUGGAGAGUAAGCAAAGGAGUGAAAACUGAGAUAACAACUGAAAGAAAUCUCUUCUAUCGACAAAAACAAGCGGAAAUACGCCAGGAGCUCGAGUCAACACCACUGGCAAAGUUGAUGUUCCAACUAGCUGCUGAGAAAGGGGCAAGUGCUUGGUUAACAGCACUACCUUUAAAAGAGUACGGAUAUCUGAUGAACAAACAACAGUUCUCAGACGCAUUAGCUCUCAGGUACAACCUGAACUUAAAGGACAGCCCUAAGACAUGUACGUGUGGCCAAAAGUUCUCAGCAAACCAUGCGCUUAUCUGCAAACUCGGUGGAUAUGUGUCACUGCGGAACAACUCGCUGAGAGACACCUUUGCUGAACUAAUGAGAACUGUGAAAUGCAAGGAUGUGCAGACUGAGCCAGUUCUUCUUCCAGUUGAUGGUCUGAAGUUGCCUAAGGGAACAGUACUUGGAGACCAAGCUAGGCUGGACAUUUCUGCAAGAUCGAUUUGGAAUGCUUCAGAGAGGGCAUAUUUUGAUGUAAGGGUAUUUCAUGCCCCAGCCCCCUCCAAUGCAAGCAAAUCGAUCCCAGCAAUGUACCAGUCCCAUGAAAAUGAGAAAAAGCGAUGUUACAACGCAAGGGUUCUUGAAGUGGAGAAAGGAAGCUUCACACCUUUAGUGUUCUCGACUUCUGGUGGAAUGGGUAGUGAAGCUGAAAGACUGGUAAAAAAGCUGGCCAGUAAGAUGGAGUACCACACUGGCCAGAGUGGUGUCAUAGAGCCAUUGCAGUAUGACUUCUAUGUAUUCUCCUUCAAUUCUCCGCUGACCUUCGAGCUCUCCACUCACGCUGGAGAUGCUGACUUGUAUGUUACUCAAGGUUCUUCUAAUCCUACAUACUAUGAUUACGACAUGAUAAGUGCAACAACCGGUCUCGAAGUUAUCCAAAUACCAGAGACUUUCUCUUCUCCUGUUAGGAUAAAUAACAAUAACAUGUUAAUCUACCCUAUUCCCCACAUUACUAACAAACCACACUAUCCAGUGAAAUGUCCAGUCAGUGAUAUGAAAGCAACUAGAAAACGGUCCAGACAUGCCCAGCCAUCCAGCGAAGAGCCUCUAACCCCAGAGACACCAACCAAAAGAAAAUCAAAGCUGCCCGAAGACAUCCUGAAAAUGCCCUGCACCAGAGAUGUGAGUAUAGUUGGGAAGAGAAAGAGGUUCUCGUCACAGUCCGACAUGAUCUCAAACGAGGUGAUGAAGUGGGUGGAGGGGUUCAAACACUUUACAGAUUCAGAUAAACUGGGAGCCCUGGACUUGCUUAGUGAUAUGUGUGAUACCGGCCAGGCUAGGUAUAUUCUCAAAAAAAUCGAACCAAGAUUUCAGAGGGAUUUUAUAACGUUACUGCCUAAAGAGCUGGCAAUGUCGAUCCUCCGGUAUUUGGAACCAAAAGAUCUGUUGAAUGCUAUGAGAACGUGCAAAUCCUGGAAGGUCCUGUGCGAUGACUCUUUGCUUUGGAAAGAUAAAUGUAGGUUGUUACCCGAAAUUCCUAAUCACUAUUACGAUGACGAUAGUGAUAAUUUGGAUUGGAAGAAGAUAUUCUUGACGAGACAAGAGCUUGAUGACAACUGGAAGACGGGUCGUAAUUUUGUAAAGAAGGAGCUGAAAGGACACGACGAUCACGUGAUAACAUGUCUGCAGUUCCACGGAGAUCGCAUUAUCAGUGGAUCGGAUGACAGUACUCUGAAAGUGUGGUCCGUUAGUUCGGGUGAGUGUCUCCUCACUCUGACUGGACACACUGGCGGAGUCUGGUGUUCUCAGUUUGAGGGUGAUAUUAUCUGUAGCGGGUCCACUGAUCGUACCAUCAAAGUCUGGGAUGUUCACACCGGACAAAGUCUCCACACCCUUUUUGGACACUCCUCCACCGUGAGAUGUCUCUCCAUGUACAACCAGAUAUGUGUCUCCGGCUCACGAGACGCUACUCUCAGAGUAUGGGAUGUACAAACAGGUGAGUGUAAACAUCUCCUGAUAGGACACAUGGCCGCGGUACGGUGCGUGCAGUACGACGGAGUACGUGUUGUGAGCGGCGCGUACGACUGUCUGGUCAAGGUGUGGGACCCAGUCUCGGAGACUUGUCUCCACUCUCUAACAGGUCAUAAUAACAGAGUGUACUCUCUACAGUUUGAUGGGAGACACAUUGUUAGUGGUAGUCUGGAUACCACUAUCAGGGUAUGGGACGCAGUCACAGGGACGUGUCUCCAUGUACUCAGUGGACACAGAUCCCUGACAAGCGGGAUGGAACUCCGGGAUAACAUCCUGGUGUCAGGUAACGCUGACUCACUUGUUAAGAUCUGGGAUAUCACGACUGGAGCUUGUUUACAGACACUGGACGGACCUUCUAAACACCAGAGUGCUGUCACGUGCCUGCUCUUCAACAGUAAAUAUGUCAUGACGUCCAGUGAUGACGGGACUGUGAAACUGUGGGAUAUCAAGACAGGAGAGUUUAUCAGGGACAUUGUAAAGUUAGACUCUGGAGGGAGUGGAGGGGUGGUCUGGAGGAUCCAACUGGAUAAAACCAGGUUGGUUUGUGCUGUGGGCAGUCGGAACGGCACUGAGGAAACUAAACUGAUUGUAUUUGAUUUUAGUGUUGGGAACGAGAAGACAAAACAGGUCGCUUCCUGUUCCGCUAAUUCUAACGAAAUUAUGUACUGAUAUUUGCAGAACAUUUGAUUGAUAUCCGCUUAUAGACGUGCUGUUUUAGAAAAGGGAAGAGUACUUUUUGUAGAGCUACAAUCUGUACAAAUAAAUGGAGCUGAACUGCCUCUCGUUUUCUGUGUGUGUACGUGUCAACUUUUUUAUCAAGGGUCAAGGGAUCUGUUUAUAUAACCAAUUUAUUUAAGUUGGGGGUUAUUUGGGCCGUCUUUUACAAUUAAUUAAUAUGGUAACUGAAUUAUCAUAAUGUUAUUAAUUAUGAUUUAAAUAAGGGGUACACCGAAAUACGUCAUCACACCACACUGGAUUAUUUUCAAUGGUUACGUGAAUUUGUUCAGAUGUUAAUAACAUCGUGUUUAGCUAAUUUUACUCAGAGACCUUUUGAAUUGCCCAUGAUGAUUUUCUUAUAUGUAUGUUAGCACACAAAUUUAUAUAGGCUAGGUUUAUAAUCGGUCGAUUUAACUGAUCGAAAUUUUAAUAACGAAUUUCUUAAUAUAUCGAUGUGACGUAUUAGGUUAUCACAUCUUGUGACGUGUAAAUAUAACAGUGUUUUAGUGUUCAAGGAUCACACGUGAUAUUUUAUACUGUUUUGACUAUUACAGAAUCCCAUUAUAAACGUGCGAUGUAUACAUAUUAUAACUAUGUUUGAUAUUUUCAGACGUAUUUUUCUCGAAUUUAUUUUCUGUUUCAUACACCAAACAACAACUUCUUUUUUGUGGUUUAUUGCAGGUUUGUAAGACAUACUUUUCUGGGCUGAACCUUAAAAUAUUGUAACAACUUUGAUUUUAAUAUGGUGAAGAGAAUAGUUAAAAUUCCUUGAAUUGCUCACAUAUUUAAAGUAACAUUAUUAUUGUCGUUUCCGGUUA